GGGGUAAGUACCGUUGUCUUCCCUCCGUCACCCUCAUUUCCUCCUUUCUAUAUAUUCUCUCUCUUUCUCUUUCUCUCUGUAUAUAUUUACUCUUCUUGCUCGGUCAUUGUCUUUAUAGCACAAGUCUACCCCGCUCCUCCUCACUUGCUACUCCACACCAGACCUCAUCUCUCUUCUCUUUCAGCUUUGUCCGUCCUACUUUCCUCCUUUCCCCCUCCACUAGCACACGGGUCUCGUCAGUCCCCACUCCUCGCAGUGUAGCGCCAGGCACCAUGUGCUAUACAGGCGUGAGUGAUGUUUACAACUAUCGCUCGUCGCCGUGGUGCUCUCUAUGUUUCGUGGCUCCUGUUCCUUCUCUAUUUCAUCUUCCUCAAAACGCGUAAUUCAGACACACGAUCUGCUGACGCCGUGCCGUACGAUGAAUACGACUGUGGGUGUCCACGUUUCGGUCCGUCCCUUCGAAGUGGAGAUGUGUUGUCUCUGUGCAGUGAGUGGUCCAGCAGUCGGGGAGGAGGUCAGAAGGUGGUGGCGUACAGUGUUUACGGUGAUAUCAGCAAGGAGGAAGUCAACAGGCAAUACUACUCUGAAAUAGAAGAACGAGCCAAGGAUGUAGCCACUCAGUAUGAAGGCUGGGUCAUGCGGCUCUACCAUAACAUAUCAAGGUCACAUCAGAACAGCAGCGACCUACUCUGUAACCUGUACUGCCGGUACCCUCACCUUGACCUGUGCCUCGUGACCCGCUUGUAUCCCCUUCCCCCACAAGACGCAGUGAAGGAAGGCCAUCAUGAAAGCGAGAGGACUAGGGGGCGCCUCUCUCUGCACCAAGACACGAAAGCGAGUUAUGAGAAGCGAUUGGCGGCGAAGAUGUGGCGUUUCCUACCUAUGGCGGAUCCUUUGGUGUCUGAGUUCCUGGUGAGAGAUCUUGACUCGUCCAUCCUGCCCCGGGAAGUCGCAGCAGUGAAUCAGUGGCGGGCCAACUCCACAGCCCUUGUGCACAUCAUGAGAGACCAUCCCAGUCACAACGGCCUCAUUCUUGCAGGUAUGUGGGGAGGAUCGAGAGAGCGAGGCGCAGCUAACUUGACCUCGAUGCUGCACGCCAUGACGCGCUGGCCGCCGCGUGAUAUCUGGGACUACGACCAGAUGCUCCUCAAGAGAGUCGUCUGGCCCGAGGUCCUGGAUAGCGCUCUUGUCCACGAUAGCUAUUUCUGCGCCAACCCACACUUCCAGUCCCGCCACCGCGCCGUGCCCUUCCCCACGCGCAGGGACGGCCGCCUCUUCGUUGGGUGGGGACGCACUAGAGCCGAUGAGCGGAAGACUAUUAUUAACUGUCCUGUGCAGUGUAGGCCCAGGAACCACCUAGACUGGCUACAAUGCUAGAGAGAGAGAGAGAGAGAGAGAGAGAGAGAGAGAGAGAGAUAAUAUACAUCACAUGGAAGAGAAAGAUUCAAAUUGUUUCUAUCUAGCAAUGUUGCUGUGUAACAAAUAUAUUACAUUUAUCUAUAUAUGUAUAUGUAUAUGUGGAGGUAUUAAACUAAUAACUGUUAUUCAUACGGAUGCAAAAACAUAAAAGAAUAAAACAAUGCAGCCUAAAAAUCUGUAACUAAUAAGAAUCAAUAUUGAACUUUUUCAAUUAAAAGAAGUUUCUUAAGUU
Messenger RNA from Portunus trituberculatus (swimming crab), 1651 nucleotides. RefSeq lists its product as uncharacterized. Bases 295 to 1377 code for a protein of 360 amino acids. The record is from RefSeq and is a predicted model, not a curated record. Lineage: Eukaryota; Metazoa; Arthropoda; Malacostraca; Decapoda; Portunidae. The transcript is spliced from 5 exons.